AUGGCCCGCACCAAGCAGACCGCUCGCAAGUCCACAGGCGGCAAAGCCCCUCGCAAGCAGCUGGCCACGAAGGCCGCCCGCAAGUCCGCCCCUGCCUCCACGGGCGGCGUCAAGAAGCCCCACCGCUACCGCCCCGGCACGGUGGCCCUUCGGGAGAUCCGUCGCUACCAGAAGUCCACGGAGCUGCUCAUCCGCAAGCUGCCGUUCCAGCGCCUCGUCAGGGAGAUCGCGCAGGACUUCAAGACGGACCUGCGGUUCCAGAGCGCAGGGAUCGGAGCGUUACAGGAAGCUUCGGAAGCCUAUCUCGUCGGACUCUUCGAGGACACCAACCUGUGUGCCAUUCACGCAAAACGAGUCACCAUCAUGCCGAAGGACAUCCAGCUGGCGAGACGCAUCCGCGGAGAGCGAGCAUAG
Molecule: messenger RNA, 414 nt
Organism: Penaeus indicus
Lineage: Eukaryota; Metazoa; Arthropoda; Malacostraca; Decapoda; Penaeidae
Product: histone H3.3A-like
Exons: 2
Coding region: 1-414 (137 amino acids)
Cellular component (GO): nucleus; nucleosome
Molecular function (GO): DNA binding; structural constituent of chromatin; protein heterodimerization activity
Source: RefSeq, a predicted model, not a curated record